Molecule: messenger RNA, 546 nt
Organism: Nestor notabilis (Kea)
Lineage: Eukaryota; Metazoa; Chordata; Aves; Psittaciformes; Psittacidae
Gene: SGSH
Product: N-sulfoglucosamine sulfohydrolase
Exons: 4
Biological process (GO): glycosaminoglycan catabolic process; heparan sulfate proteoglycan catabolic process
Molecular function (GO): N-sulfoglucosamine sulfohydrolase activity
Source: RefSeq, a predicted model, not a curated record
UACAACAACUCGGGCAUCCGGACGCCCAACCUGGACGCACUGGCCCGGCGCAGUGUGGUUUUCCAGAACGCCUUCACCUCCGCCAGCAGCUGCUCCCCGAGCCGGGCCAGCAUCCUCACCGGCUUACCCCAGCACCAGAAUGGGAUGUAUGGGCUGCACCAGGAUGUGCACCACUUCAACUCCUUCGACAGCGUGCGCAGCCUGCCCCUGCUGCUCAGCCAAGCACGUGUCCGGACAGGCAUAAUUGGGAAGAAGCACGUUGGGCCUGAGGCCGUCUAUCCCUUCGACUUCGCCUACACCGAGGAGAACAGUUCAGUCUUGCAGGUCGGGAGAAACAUCACACGAAUCAAAGCGCUCGUCCGGCGGUUCCUGCAGAGCCAGGAUGAGAGGCCUUUCUUCCUCUACGUGGCCUUCCAUGACCCGCACCGCUGCGGGCACUCCCAGCCCCAGUACGGGGCCUUCUGUGAGAAAUUCGGCAAUGGAGAGAGCGGCAUGGGCUGGAUUCCUGACUGGAAGCCACAGCUCUACCACCCAGAGCAAGUGCAG